This is a messenger RNA of Pantherophis guttatus, 5389 nucleotides long. The record is from RefSeq and is a predicted model, not a curated record. NCBI's taxonomy places the organism in Eukaryota, Metazoa, Chordata, Lepidosauria, Squamata, Colubridae.
AUGACUCAUCCUUUGCAGAUUCAGAUCCAAGCUAGGCAUUAUCCACAGCAGAGGUAUGAAUGUUUCAUUAAGUUUGUUGGAAAUGAACGGAAUGGCUUAGACUUCAGCCGACAGAUUAAAACAGAAGACCUCAGCGAGUCCUUGCAAACGUCCCUCUCUUCUAGAUCAAGUCACUUAGCCCAGGGAUCUUCCAUGAUGCCUGGAGGACAAAUUCCUGGGAAUGUGAAUUCUCUUCAUACUUUGCAGCAACUCGUGCAAGUCCCGGGGCCUAUGCAGUCUGUCCCGCUGUUCUUGCUUUCUCAAGGCCCAGCAGGACAACAAGCUCUUCAAUCAAACCUUCUCUCCUUUCCUCAGCAGCAGAGUGGACUUCUCCUCCCACAGCAUGGACACGGCUUAGCAUCUCAGGCAGUGGGACGUCCUGGGCACCCUGGGUCAUCGUUGGAGCCUCACCUGGAAGCCCCACAGCACUUACAAGUGGCCAAACACUUGCCGUCCUCCAUGGCAACAGAUGAAGCCAAUGAUUUGGAAGAGCUGGAAAAAUUUGCCAAGACUUUUAAGCAGAGGCGCAUCAAACUGGGGUUCACGCAGGGCGAUGUGGGUCUGGCUAUGGGGAAACUCUACGGAAAUGACUUCAGCCAAACCACCAUUUCUCGCUUCGAAGCUCUCAACCUGAGUUUCAAGAACAUGUGUAAGCUAAAACCACUCCUGGAGAAGUGGUUGAGUGAUGCAGAAUCCUCCCCCUUGGACUCGUCCGUCAGCAGCCCGAGUUCCUACCCCUCCGUAAGCGAGAUGUUUGGGCGGAAGAGGAAAAAACGAACCAGCAUCGAGACCAACAUUCGCUCCACGCUGGAGAAACGGUUCCAGGACAACCCCAAGCCCAGCUCGGAGGAGAUAGCCCUGAUUGCAGAGCAGUUGGCCAUGGAGAAAGAAGUGGUCCGUGUUUGGUUCUGCAACCGAAGGCAGAAGGAAAAAAGAAUCAGCUGUCCGAUGCCCUCCCCCAUAAAGUCACCCCUCUACAACUCCAGACUGGUUUCUACCUCAGGAUCUUUGGGUCCCCUCUCUGCUCACAGUUCCAUGCAUGGUGCAGUGUCUUCUUCCUGUUCUCCUGGCCAUGCCAGCCGGUCCUCAUCGCCCGGCGCAGGACUUCACACCAACAAUCCCAGCAUGCCUCAGAGUAACUCUAAAGUAGCCAUCAAUUCAUCCAGUUUCAACUCUUCUGGAUCAUGGUACCGAUGGAAUCAGCCUACUUACCUCCAUUAAAGCAUCACUCAGGAAGACUAUCCAGAGCUCCCUGUGUUUGUUUGUUUUUUUUCCUCUCUAGACAAAAAGAAAAAAAAAAGAAAAGAAAAGAAAAAUUGGGAGAGACGUCACUUCUUUCCAUGCACGACUCCUCCGGGAGAUGUUUCUUAAGAGCAAACGUUUGGCACAUUGGCACAGAUGACUUUGGGCGAGGCCAAAUUUUCCCGUCGACCGAUGCAAACCGAACUCUCAAAGAGACUUGAGCUACAACGGGUCUCUCUCUCUCUCCCUCGGCCCGAAAGAGAGGGGGCGGUGUGUGGUGUCCCUUGUAUAAAGCCCACCAGCUUGCCAGCAUCUUCUGCAGAAAAGAUGUCCCUUUUGGUCCAAGGAUUCCCUAAUCUGAGCCAAGGUUGGCCAAAUUAUUUCAUUUGAAAGGAUUGAACGUUCCUCUUGGAACCCCUUGUUCCUCUUCGAUGACGGCCCUUUUGUCGGUGUGAGGUGGCAUCUAAUGUUAUCUACUCAACAUUUUGAAGUGCAUUUUUUUUUUUAGCAAGGGGUGGGGGUGGGGGGUAUGGGGUUGUUCGUUCUGCAGGUCUAUCAGGGUGAGAAUCCGUAGCUCAGGUUGAGGUUGAGAAGCAACAGGACGGAAACAAACGGAUGGGACAUCUUCUAGGCUUCCAAAGGAUGGCCCAUUGGGAUUCUGGGCAGUGGUGAAAUCCGAUUUUUUUUUUUUACUACCGGUUCUGUAGGCGUGGCUUGGUGGGCGUGGCUUGGUGGGCGUGGCAGGGGAAGGAUGCUGCAAAAUCUGCAUUCCUUCCCCACUCCAGGGGAAGGAUAUUGCAAAAUCUCCAUUCCCACCCCACUCCAGGGGAAGGAUAUUGCAAAAUCUGCAUUCCCUCCCCACUCCAGGGGAAGGAUACUGCAAAAUCCCCAUUCCCAGCCCACUCCAGGGGAGGAUACUGCAAAAUCUUCAUUCCCACCCAACUCCAGGGGAAGGAUAUUGCAAAAUCCCCAUUCCCUCCCCACUCCAGGGGAAGGAUACUGCAAAAAUCUUCAUUCCCACCCAACUCCAGGGGAAGGAUAUUGCAAAAUCCCCAUUCCCAGUCCACUCCAGGGGAAGGAUACUGCAAAAAUCUCCAUUCCCAUCCCACUCCAGGGGAAGGAUACUGCAAAAUCUUCAUUCCCACCCCACUCCAGGGGAAGGAUACUGCAAAAUCUUCAUUCCCACCCAACUCCAGGGGAAGGAUACUGCAAAAUCCCCAUUCCCUCCCCACUGCAGGGGAAGGAUACUGCAAAAUCCCCAUUCCCAGCCCACUCCAGGGGAAGGAUACUGCAAAAUCUUCAUUCCCACCCAACUCCAGGGGAAGGAUAUUGCAAAAUCCCCAUUCCCAUCCCACUCCAGGGGAAGGAUACUGCAAAAUCCCCAUUCUCACCCCACUCCAGGGGAAGGGUAUUGCAAAAUCUCCAUUCCCACCCCACUCUGGGGCCAAUCAGAGGUGGUAUUUGCUCCGAAUAUUUGCUCUGUAUAUUUCUCCGAACUAUUCAAAAUUUCCGCUACCGGUUCUCCAGAACCUGUCAGAACCUGCUGGAUUUCACCCCGGAUGGGUGUGGGGGAAGGGAUUGUUCAUUCUGCAGGUCUAUCAGGCUGAGAAUCCAUAGCCAGGUGAGGUUGAGAAGCAACAGGGUGGAAACAAAUGGAUGGGACAUCUUCUAGGCUUCCAAGGGAUGGCCCAUUGGGAUUCUGGGAUUCCUGCAGGGCAGGAAUGUGGAGGUUUUAGACCCCACACACACACCACCAAAAGCAUUUGCUUUUCUAGUGUUCUGGGAGGAUGGGGGUUGUAGAAUAAGCUGUACUCGGGGGUGUAUAGGUCUUGCACAAAAGGCCUUCCACCUUGCUUCUCGGCAAAUCCCAGUUAGGUGGCUGGCUUUUCAUGCACGGUGCUUCAGAUGCAAGGAGGAAAUUUAAGAAUUGGCCUCGGGGCUUCUCCGGGACAAUUGCCCUGAGGAAGUCACGUGUUUCACCGCUUCAGAAGCUCCCUAUCUAGAGCCCUUGAGAAGCUGUUUGCAAAAGCUUCAGAAAUAUUUGUUUUAGGUGCGAGAAGGGAUGGAGGCUCAGCCUUCAAUCUCGUCGUAUAGACAUCUUCCUUCCUUCCUUCCUGGUGCAUGUAGAUAGCCCUCGACUUACGGUCAUAAUUGGGACCGUUGCUAAGCAAGGAGAGGUUGGUAAGUGAGCUGUGCCUGAUUGUACAAGCCUUUUUGCCAUGGUCGUUAAGUGAAUCGAGCAGUCAUUAAGCAAAUCCUGCUUUCCCCUGUUGACUUUGCCUGUAGGGAAACUGACACGGAAGGUUGCAGAUGGCACGACCCUGGGACCCGGCAACCGUCAUAAAUACCUACGGGCUGCCAAGCACCCGGAUUUUGAUCAUGGGAGAUGUUGCAGAGGUUGUAAGUGUGAGGACUAGUCAUAGGUCAGUUUUUUCAAUGCUGUCAUAACUCUGAACGGUCGCUAAAUGAUUGUAAGUCAAGGGCUGCCUAUGGUUUCAUUUUUUUUUCUUUUAGUACACUUCCAGGAGAAGUUGCAGUUGACUGGAUGGUAAAAAUGUCUCGAACGGUCCGGUCAGUUUCACCACUUCCUUUGUGAGGGAUAGGAACUCAACUUUAUUCUCGAGGUGUGGCUUCAUUUAGAGCCACGUCUCUCUGCUCCAGUUGCGUUCCUCCACUUUCCAAGCUUUGCAGUGCUACGUGGUGGAGAAGAUCAGGAGUGGGCAACGAUGGCAACUUUACAAUUUGUGGACUUCAACUCCCAGAAUUCCUGACCCAGCCAGGCUUGCUCAGGAAUUCUGGGAGUUGAUAUCUAUGUUAGCUCAGAAAUUCUGAGAGUAGAAGUUCAUGCGGGUUCAGAAAUUCUGAGAGUAGAAGUUCAUCCUGGCUCAGAAAUUCUGGGAGUUGAAAUCCAUCCUGGCUCAGAAAUUCUGGGAGUUUAAGUCCAUCCUAGCUCAGAAAUUCUGGGAGUUGAAAUCCAUCCAGGCUCAGAAAUUAUGGGAGUUUAAGUCCAUCCUAGCUCAGAAAUUAUGGGAGUUGAAAUCCAUUCUAGCUCAGAAAUUCUGGGAUUUGAAAUCCAUCCUGGCUCAGAAAUUCUGGGAGUUGAAAUCCAUCCUGGCUCAGAAAUUCUGGGAGUUGAAAUCCAUCCUGGCUCAGAAUUGGGAGUUGAAAUCCAUCCUGGCUCAGAAAUUCUGGGAGUUGAAAUCCAUUCUAGCUCAGAAAUUCUGGGAGUAGAAGUCCAUGCUUGCUCAGAAAUUCUGGGAGUUGAAAUCCGUGCUAGUUCAGGAAUUCUGGGAGUAGAAGUCCAUGCUAGCUCAGGAAUUCUGGCAGUUGAAAUCUGUGCUAGUUCAGGAAUUCUGGGAGUUGAAGUCUAUGUUGGCUCAGAAAUUCUGGGAGUUGAAAUAAAGUUGCCAUAGCAGCCCUGGAAAGAAGAGUGAUGAAGCCAAUCAGAAGGGAUCUGUUUCUUGAAGAAGUAAAGCUGAGUUGGAUCUCAUGCUAUAAGGGUUGUUGUCGUUGUUUUUAUUUGAGCUAGCUCUUUGCCGGGGAGGGAAAUGAGGCUGGACUGGAUAAUUCUGCAUUCUUCCCACCCACCCGCUCCAAAAAAAUUGUUGAUCGAUUCAUUUAUUAGUUCAAUUUAUAUGCCGCCUUUCUCCGGAGACUCAGGGCGGCUAAUUCAGAUGGCUUUUCAGCCCUGCUUUCAGGAUUUCUUUCAAAGGAGGGGGGAAAACUUUGUAUACCUAAAAUUUUAGGUAAAGUGUGACAUUGAGGCAUCCUGGUUUGCGAAUGAGGGAGCCGGAUCUGUAUGUGUAUGUGUGUUUGUAUGUGUGUGUGUGUCACUGAGUGUGAAUGCCCUGCCUUUCGGCACACAGAUCCUUGAUCAGUACCCUGCACCCUUCUUGUCACUGCAGUGUCACUAUUUUGCUGCCAAUAUCCAGUGGCAUGAUCUCAGGGUGCUGGGAGAGGUGUAAAUGGGAAGAUGGGGACCUUCUAGGAGCCACAGGUUGCCUUCUAUUGAUUAACAAGAAAACUUUGCAAGAAGUCUCAAUUCAAUGCUACCAACCCCUGUAAUUUUAACAUAAACAGAUUAAUAAAUUUCUGCACUUGCAUUUAA